Molecule: messenger RNA, 2108 nt
Organism: Oncorhynchus keta (chum salmon)
Lineage: Eukaryota; Metazoa; Chordata; Actinopteri; Salmoniformes; Salmonidae
Product: zinc finger protein OZF-like
Exons: 3
Coding region: 378-1667 (429 amino acids)
Biological process (GO): regulation of transcription by RNA polymerase II
Molecular function (GO): RNA polymerase II cis-regulatory region sequence-specific DNA binding; DNA-binding transcription factor activity, RNA polymerase II-specific
Source: RefSeq, a predicted model, not a curated record
UGGAAAACGAUGUCGGGUGAAAAUGUCAUGGUGGCGGAUUGCAGGUUUUUGGGCUACUUCUUAAUUGCACCGCAGCCGCUAUAUUGUCUUUAAAAUAUUUAUUUCACUGUGACCUGCUGCUGACUAUUAGGCAGUGAGACAGUCUGUUGCUGAGCAAGUGAGUGGUGGGGAGUAUGAGGGCCGGAGGCCGAGGUGUGUGUGGUUUGAGACUGAGCGCUGCAGCUGAGUAACGACGACUCAGAUAAAGUCUGAGGCCGGUAAUAUCAACAGUGAGGACAAACCCAGCCUGCCUCUCUCCUUCCACACUGAGUCCAAACCUACAGUCACUGGGUCCUGAUUGUGUCAGUGGAGCCCAGUUUUCACUGCAGGAUCCAGAGAUGGCAUCAGUGAAGCUGGAAGACUGCAGUCAAACACUGGAGCUGAAUGUCAACAUUAAAGAUGAAGAAGAAGAGGAGGAGAAGAUUGGGAAAUCUGUUAAUCAUGGAGACCAUGUUGAGACAUUCUCUACAUCCAGAGAGCAACAGCAGGAAGAUCACAGAGCUAAGAGGUCUCACCACUGCCCACAUUGUGAGGAGAGUUUCCCAAUUCUAUCAAAUCUAAAAAUACACCUAAAAAUACACACAGACCAGAAUCUGUAUUCCUGCACAGAUUGUGAGAAGAGAUUCACAACAUCACAGGCUCUGACAGCUCAUCAGAAAGUGCACACUGGAGAGAAGCCAUACUUCUGCUUUGUCUGUGGGGAGAGUUUCUCUCAACAGGGCCAUCUAAAAACCCACCAUCGAAUACACACAAGAGAGAAGCCAUACUCCUGCUUUGACUGUGGGGAGAGUUUCUCUCAACAGGGCCACCUAAAAACCCACCAACGAAUACACACAGGAGAGAAGCCUUACUCCUGCUCUGACUGUGGAAAGAGUUUCUCUCAACUGGGCAGCUUAAAAACACACCAACGUAUACACACAGGAGAGAAGCCUUACUCCUGCUCUUACUGUGGGGAGUGUUUCUCUCAACUGGGCAACUUAAAAACACACAAACGUAUACACACAGGAGAGAAGCCUUUCUCCUGCACUGAUUGUGGGAAGAGCUUCACAACAUCACAAGCUCUGACAGUUCAUCAGAGAGUGCACACUGGAGAGAAACCUUACUACUGCUCUGAAUGUGGAAAGAGUUUCUCCCAAUUGGAUAUGUUAAAAUGUCACCAACGAAUACAUACAGGAGAGAAGCCUUACUCCUGCUCUGACUGUGGUAAGAGUUUCUCUCAACUGGGCAACUUAGAAGCACACCAACGUAUACACACAGGAGAGAAGCCUUACUCCUGCUCUGAGUGUGGGAAGUGCUUCACAACAUCAGCUGAACUAAAAGUUCAUAAAAGAUCACACACAGGAGAGAAGCCUUACACCUGUUCUGACUGUAGAAAGAGUUUCUCCCGAUUGGAUAUGUUAAAAUGUCAUCAGCGAAUACAUACAGGAGAGAAGCCUUAUUCCUGCUCUGACUGUGGAAAAAGGUUCUCCCAACUGGGCAACUUAGAAACGCACCAACGUAUACACACAGGAGAGAAGCCUUACUCCUGCUCUGACUGCGGGAAGAAUUUCUCCCGAUUGGAUACCUUAAAACGCCACAAAUGUAUACAUAAAGGGCAGAAGCCUCAUCAAUUCUCUCAGACCAGCUAAGACUUAAAGUCACUCCAUCACUUAAAGAUGCACUAUGUAGAAAUCACUCCACUAUUCCCUGCAUGUUAAAAUUGCAAUAGUUCUAAAAUAAGCAGUCCUUGUGUAGUGAAUCAUUGUACCAUCUAAACCGCUGUGAAAUAUAUUUUCCAUUCUCAAAAAUAUUGUAUUUUCAGCUGUUGUACAAAAAAUGGAAGUAAAAAACAAAACUUCAGAACGGGAAGCAUAGAAAUAGUGCACAUAGAACAGAUCUACUGCUUCUUAGACCGAGAUAAGCCUUACUCCUUGUCUGACUGUGGAAAAGGCUUCACAGCACUGGGUGAUCUAAAAGUUAAUCGGCGAACACACACCGGGGGAAAGCCUGUGUGUACUACACUGCCUGUGGGAAUAUUUGAUCUCUAUUGGACAACUUAGCUAGGCUUGGGCGUUAUCCAGAUUGUCAUA